This is a messenger RNA of Wyeomyia smithii (pitcher-plant mosquito), 1014 nucleotides long. RefSeq lists its product as uncharacterized. NCBI's taxonomy places the organism in Eukaryota, Metazoa, Arthropoda, Insecta, Diptera, Culicidae. The record is from RefSeq and is a predicted model, not a curated record. Bases 143 to 721 code for a protein of 192 amino acids. The transcript is spliced from 2 exons.
CGACCUGUUUAGUGAAGCAUUCAAACCGAUUUAUCUUCUUACAUUGAAACUACAGAAAGACCAUGUCCCCUUAUCUCAGUUUCAUGCUGAUUGGCUGAUAUGCCAGGCGGAAUUACACGAAAUAUCAGCAAAGGGAAACACGAUGUCAACAAAACUAUUGGCAUCAAUGGAGAGAAGAAUCCAUAAGCUGAAAGCAAGCAUGGCUUUUAAAGCCUGUCUAUACAUCGAUCCCCGCUUCAACUUUGCUGGAUCCGGUCGACUAAGUCAAAGCGACAAAAAAGAAGCACAAGAAUAUCUCAUCGCAUUAAACGAUCGGCUAGAUAACUUAGAAGGCUCACGAGAGGCACCAAAAACAAACGUUGAAACAAUUGCCAACAGAGGAUUUGUUGAAGAUUACCUGAUGGACUUCUUUAAUGAAGGAAGCCAAGAUACGGUUUCAUCUACUUCAAUGAGUAACUCAUCGACUGAACCUUUGUUGUUUAAUCUGUUGAAAUUAGAAAAUAGAGAAAAAGUUAACAUCACAGUCGGCGACCCAUUACCAUCAUCCAGUAGCUCCAACAAUUCUGACCAAAACAACACAUGUAUAACAAAUAAAUCCCAACAUGGUACAUCUGCAGUUCAACCAGCAAUUAGCAUUUCUACAUCAUCCCGUUUCGAUAUUAUUCAAUAUUGGAAAAAAGGAAAUAUUCAAACCCCCGCAUAUAUCGUUUGGCAAUGGUAGUACUAUCGACACCGGCUACACAAGUAACUGUUGAAAGAUUGUUCAGUCAGGUAAAAUAUGUCCUAACUGAUUCUCGUAUGCGUCUCAGCGAUGUGUCGAUUAAGGACAUAAUGGUACUCAAAAUGAAUGCAGAUUUGUUGGGGGAAGUAGUGGAUACAAUGCUAGAACGAAAUAUUAUCUGAUCAUGUAAAGUGACUCUUUGAACGUUAUUUGAAAUUUUUAUUUUACAAUGAACAAUACUUAGCAUAACAAAUAAACCUGCUACGAACAUGGAAUAGCAUUUUCCACUGCAC